Molecule: messenger RNA, 723 nt
Organism: Liolophura sinensis
Lineage: Eukaryota; Metazoa; Mollusca; Polyplacophora; Chitonida; Chitonidae
Exons: 1
Coding region: 1-723 (240 amino acids)
Biological process (GO): G protein-coupled receptor signaling pathway
Cellular component (GO): plasma membrane
Molecular function (GO): G protein-coupled receptor activity
Source: RefSeq, a predicted model, not a curated record
AUGUCUCGAGCCAUUAAAGCGGUUCUCCUCAUCUUUGGCUUAACCACUCUGCUGGGAAGCACCCAGGCUUACAUUUGGACUUACGACGAGAACUCACGGCGUUGUAACACGAGACCAGAGGCAGCGCACGGAGCUAGUCAGUCGUUUUUCGCAAUCUGGACCUGGGUCACGGAAUUACUGGUGUUCGGUGCUGUGCCUCUCACUGUUCUUGUGCUCAACAUUUUCGUCAUGAGAGAAGUUAGGAGAGUUUCUCUGAGUCACUCGGAAAGCCACGGAGCAUUUUGUCGCCCCAGUAAUGACUGCACGUCAACUGUGACGCUACUGUGGGUGUCCUUCUACCUCAUUUCCACCACUUUGCCAAGUACCAUCGUUUAUUCGCUGCCCAAUGCCUACUGGGUAGGGGAUGUCUGCAUGACGGACAAGGCAGUGGCCAGUGACCCAGUGUGGAACAGCUUCUUUAACUUUAUGACGCUUCGGAAGAUUGUAGAGGAAAUUUGCCUUUCGCACUACGCGUGCAACUUUCUUAUAUAUUCUGCCACAAGCAAACGUUUCUUGCGAGAAGUCAAAAGAUGCCUUUCCUGUAAGAAAAAUCAAAAAGAGUUUUCUGAUUAUAGCGCCAGAUUCGCUCUGGCAGACUCGAAGAAAGUCAUACCACAGAUAAAGAAAUGUAUGGUGUCCUCUAGAAAUUCGUCUUUGUCAAACAGUUCUACAGCUGUUUUGUAG